AUGUCAAGCCAAGCCCAAAGAGUACCACAUCUCGACAACGUAGAUGAUGCCUCUCGCAAAAAAAUUCAGAGCCAUAUUACUGUAGGCCCAAUGUCUUCGAAGGAGGUAUCGCGAAGUGCUCAGUUGACAAGUGAGCAACCUGCGGUUGUGGCGCCCGAGCUCACAGAUGGAUCUGGUGCACCAAUUCCUCAAGUUCAACAGGAUGCCAAAACUGGUCCAGAAAUGGUCGGCGAAGAGGAUCCUACGAAUGAUACCGUAAAAAAUAAAAGGGGUGCAAUGGAGAAAAUACUUGGCUUUUUCAAAAAGUCCAGCUGA
Malassezia restricta is the source of this 315-nucleotide messenger RNA. RefSeq lists its product as uncharacterized. The coding region runs from base 1 to 315 and encodes 104 amino acids. The transcript has 2 exons. Lineage: Eukaryota; Fungi; Basidiomycota; Malasseziomycetes; Malasseziales; Malasseziaceae. The record is from RefSeq and is a predicted model, not a curated record.